AUGGUGUCCUGCUUUGACGAUGUCUGUCACAUGACGGACGAAAGCUCAGCAACGAGUCAUCGGGAUCGCAGGGCGAGGCGCCGAAGACCUAUUCGCACAAAUCUACAGCCACAACUCCAAGGCAACUCCGCCACUGCCUCCGGUGGAAGCAGCUUUCGAAUCCUUUACACUCGCCUCUUCAAACGAAAUGAAAGGUACUCCAACAUUGGGUGGGAUUGUCAACUUGAAAGGCAAGAGUCCUCUAUACGCGAUUCAGCGUUUCGGGAUCAAGCCAGACACAGGACGCCGGAGAACAGGACAGAAAAGGGUGGGAGUGAGAAAUAG
Molecule: messenger RNA, 324 nt
Organism: Protopolystoma xenopodis
Lineage: Eukaryota; Metazoa; Platyhelminthes; Monogenea; Polystomatidea; Polystomatidae
Source: the annotation of a GenBank genome assembly